AUGUCCGACCCACCACCCGAACCCGAGAAUACCACAUUCUCUGAUUUCAUCAAUGACUUGAUUGCUCUCCUUGAUGCUCUUGGCAUUUCUAAAGUAACUCUAGUUGCUAAAGAUUUUGGUGCUGAGCUGGCUCAGAUAUUGGUUCUUUUACACCCUGAACGUACGAGUCACAGGAGUCGUCACAGUGGGUCCCCUUUUACACCUUUAGGUCCUCGGAAAUUUGUCGAGGCCCUUCCAGAAGGCUUGUAUAUUUCGAGAUGGCAGGAACCAGGAAGGGCCGAAGCUGAUUUUGGCAGAUUUGAUUUUAAAACAGUUUUACGCAACAUAUACAUCCUCUUCUCCAGAAAUGACAUACAAAUAGCAGCACUUAAUCAGGAGAUAAUGGAUUUAGUGGAUUCAUCAACCCCUCUACCCCCUUGGUUCUCUGACGAAGACCUUUCAGCCUAUGGUGCUCUCUAUGAGAAAUCUGGAUUCCGAACUGCAUUGCAGGUUCCUUACAGGUCGCUGAAUGAAGAGUUUAACAUAUCAAACCAAAUAAUUGAGGUUCCAGCACUGCUAAUCAUGGGGGAAAAGGACUAUACCUUGAAAUUUCCAGGAAUUCAGGACUAUAUAAGAAGUGGACGGGUGAAAUACUUCGCGACCAAUUUGGAGAUAGUGUACUUGCCAGAAGGUUCCCACUUUGUUCAAGAGCAAUUACCAGACCAAGUCAAUGAGCUAAUACUCAAGUUUCUCAAAAGUCAUUCUUAA
Lycium barbarum (goji berry) is the source of this 747-nucleotide messenger RNA. RefSeq lists its product as uncharacterized. Gene Ontology annotation, molecular function: hydrolase activity. The record is from RefSeq and is a predicted model, not a curated record. The transcript has 4 exons. The coding region runs from base 1 to 747 and encodes 248 amino acids. Lineage: Eukaryota; Viridiplantae; Streptophyta; Magnoliopsida; Solanales; Solanaceae.